AUGACCCGCGGAAAAUAUCAAUUAGAAAAAAUUGUAUGCAAUCCAUUAGGAAUUUGUUUAUUGACUUUUUGUUUUGUUUUACUUUUUAAUAAUCAAUUAAAGCAAAAAGCUAAACUCUCAUCGAAAACUGUCGAUAGAGCAACAAGUCCAAUCCGUUCAGUGCAAAUUGAGGAGUUUUUUAAAGCAACUGAAGAUGGUUCUAUCGAACGACUGCAACGAUUGUUCGAUGAGCAAAAAGGUGCCGACCCUAAUAUGACACACUUUAUGGAAUCUCUUCUUAUGGCAGCCAUUAGAAGAGAACGAGUUGAAGUUGCUGAAUAUCUUAUCGAUCAAUUAGCAGUUAAUGUUAAAUAUGCAGCUAAUCUUCAUGAAUUUCGUGUUCGUAAGGCAAAUCCUAUUCGACAACGAGCGUUUUCAUGUCGAGAUUUAGCAUAUGAAAAAGGUAUGAUGGAACUUGUGGAUCUAAUUGAUAUAACCGACGAUGAAGUCAAACCAAAUAUUAAACGACAUUUACGUAAACGGCUUCAAGCACGUCUCGAUAGUAUUCGAGAAACUUAUUUAAAACGCCUCGCAGAACAGAAAAAUGUACAAUUGAUGCUUCCGCCAACUGAAGAAAAAGACACUAGUGGAUUAUCGAUUACCGACAGAAGUGAUGAUAAAAUGACACAACAAUCAACGUCAAUAUUACCUAUGAUUGAACGUCCGCAAAGAUCACGUAUUGUUGACACAGUUCAAAGUAUUGAUGGAACCAUGGACAGAUCAAUUGAUGAAACAGGAAAAAAAUCAUUUCACUUUUCUAACUACAGUCUUCGUUUUCGUCUUGUCGAAACGCAAGAUAAAGAUAAAAAAUUCAAAGAGCAAUCUAAGAUAGGCACCUCAGUACCGUCUCUUCCUAUAAUUAAAUUAUCGUCAUGUAAUUCGCCACUACUAACAACAACAACAACAACAACAAAUAGUACGCGUCGUUCGAUAAGUGAAGCUAGUGCACGUCUUUCAAUGCGUGACAGAUCGACAUCAGGAUGUAAUUCCGUUCGACAAGCAACUAUACCUGAAACAGUGUCUAUUGACAAUAAAUCCUCAACAACAACUACUGCGAGUAAACAUUUUCGAUCCAAACAUGCCAAUGCAAAAUAUAUAAAGCCUACUUAUAUUCCCCAACAACAAGAUACUUUUUAUAAUAAAACAGAACGUUUUCUACCUGUAACUUUGAAAGCAACUGCUGUUGGUUUACCGUCCGAUGCUCGAAUUAUUAGAGAUUGA
Molecule: messenger RNA, 1260 nt
Organism: Rotaria socialis
Lineage: Eukaryota; Metazoa; Rotifera; Eurotatoria; Philodinida; Philodinidae
Source: the annotation of a GenBank genome assembly